AUUCAUCGAUCACAAGAAGGACGACGAGAAGCGUCGAGAUGAGGACUGGGAGCUACGGAGAUAUCGCCCACCUACCACUACCCCGCCUACCAUCGCCCCGCACCAACCGCAUUCGAUCGAGUAACCCUGUGCCUUCAGCUUUUCCAAACGGACCGAUGUUCCCACGACCAUAUUUUCCCACGACUCCACUACCAAACCGAAUCGUCUGCCACCACAGCCGACAUGGUACUUCCGCUGAGCGUCGAGAACCACCAGAACCCACGGCAGGAUGGGGCCCGGAGUGACAGCAAUGGGCAGCAUAUUAGCGAACGAGUCUUGAGCACCGGGAUUGCAGCAAGGCCAACGAAGCGCCCAAAUCCAUUCCUGAAGCAUAACGAGCUAAAGCCCCUGCAUAGGAGCGGACGUCGCGCCCUAACCAUCCAGAACUACAUGAGCACUAUAAAUGUGUGGAUUAUGUACAUCACAACCACACGAAACGUUUCAGCCACAUUUGUUUGGAAGGAGGAGAUUGUAGGCGAGGAUAUUAAGGAGUUCGUCGACUGCCUCUUUACCAUGGAAAACGAUACCGACGAUUUCACCGAUGAGAUGGCAUACCGGGACCGUCGCCAAUGGAAGGCCGCUUUGGGGCCUGGAAUGCUUAUGAGAAUACUUAUGCACCAUCUGCAGGUGUAUAAUAUCAGCCAGCGUUGUUGCAUGGGACAUCCCAGCAGUCCGCGUCGCCCGGCGGUUGCCGCUCCGACCACGAGAUUUGGUGACCGGAACCCCUUCAACUCCUUCGAGAAAUCAAUAAAAGUCAACUUCAUCGACAACAACUCCUUCGACAAAUCAAUUGAGCUCAACUUCAUCGACAACAACGAACCAGGGAAAUCAACUAAGCAUUAG
This is a messenger RNA of Fimicolochytrium jonesii, 882 nucleotides long. RefSeq lists its product as uncharacterized. The transcript has 5 exons. Bases 223 to 882 code for a protein of 219 amino acids. The record is from RefSeq and is a predicted model, not a curated record. NCBI's taxonomy places the organism in Eukaryota, Fungi, Chytridiomycota, Chytridiomycetes, Spizellomycetales, Powellomycetaceae.